AGAAGUUUUGUUACCACUUUUAGUUUUAUUGGUUGGAUUUAAUUUGAAAGCAAUGUCAUAGACUCGAGAGUGUGCAUCACUGAAUUUAAGAUGGAUGGAGGAAACCUUGUCAUCGUGGAGGAAGAUUUCUCGGAGGACGAAGAACUUGAAGUUUUUGCGAUUAAAGAUAAAAAGUUCCAAAGCAAAGCGAGAUCAACCCUGCCUGAUAUCCUUAGUGUUGUCCAGACAGAGACCUACAGUUGUGGAGUUGUAGCAAAGACACGAAUACGAGCGCGAACGCAGUUUGGGCCGCUUGACGCACCUUUGGUAUCCGAACAAGUUUCAUCGUUUGUGUUGAAGCCAGGGCCAACAAGGUUAAAUGAAGUCAAUACAGCUGAUGAUAAAACGGAUCUUUAUUAUGAUACAAGGGAGGAGAAUUCUUGUAACUGGAUGUGCCUGGUUCGUGUUGCUCAAAACUCGGAUGAGCAAAACUUGGUGGCCCAACUAGUGAAGCAAGAUGUUUAUUUCACAACUAUUCGUAAAAUAGAAGCAAAGGAAGAACUCAAGGUGUGGUACGCCCCUAAAUACGCCAAGUUCCUCGGCAAGCCUCUCCUGCAACCAAACAUCAACCAACAUGAAGAUAACGAUGCAAGAAGUUUAAGAGGUCGUAAACUUCGCAAGUCGAUCCGCGCAUCUUUCAACGAUCCCAUAAGAGAUGAAGAAGAAGUGGAUGUAAGGAGCGUUCCUCCCAAGAAGAGGAACUGGGGGAGGACAAGUCGGCAGUUUGUUAAGAGCUCAGGUGUAUUAAACCACAUUGAAUCUGUGAGGAACAUAUCACAAGAAAGCAGAGAUAUUCAACCGACUCCCAUCAGCGAUCCAGCCAGCGCCCCCCCUGACGUGCUCGACACUGCCAUUGAGUUGAUAAUGGAGGUGGAAAAGACGAAAGUGAAAAACCGCCAUGUUUGUUAUUACUGCGGAAAGUCGUUUGGUCGCAAACAUACAUUGAAACUCCACCAAUCCUCCCAUUUCCCUCCUUCCUUCCUCUGCCAUACAUGUGGUCGACCAUUCAAAAGAAAGGAUAAGUUGCAUGAACAUUACAAACGCAUGCAUACUCCUGGGGUGGUUGCGAAAGUUAGAAAGAUAAAGCAAACUGGCAAAACUUUUCAACCGCAGAUCUCGCCCACCGACUACCAGAGGUUUCUUUACAAAUGCAUGCAUUGUAUGGUCGGCUUCCAACGCAGAGGAAUGCUGGUCAACCAUCUGCUGAAACGACAUCCAGAAGUCAAUGUUAAUGCUGUUCCAGAGUUACGCCUUCCAAUUAUGAAGAAAACAGUUGCUUAUGUUUGUCCUUAUUGUUCCAAAUCCUACCAAUCCAUAACCAAGAGGAAGGAUCACAUACUUAAGCAUCACCCCGGCCAACAAGUACCACCAGGUCUAAGGGAGGUUAGGAAGGCAAACUGUGCCGGGAAUAUAAUAGACCCUGCAAUAAAGAAGACGCCCACUGUUACAACUCAACCAGUCAAUUGCCCGUAUUGCCCCUCACAAUAUUCCGGCAGGGCGAAGAUGGUGAACCAUCUUACUGUGAAGCAUCCUGAUAAAGUGGGCGAUUAUGUCGGCAAGAAAAAGAAACCUUUCAACAAGAAAGUGGAUAAAGUUGACACGAUACCGACGUACCAACAUAAUGAUAAUGAGUUCAACAACCAACCUGAUGCGGAUAUACAUAACGUCAACUCAUACCUUGAGCAUGAUAUACUUGCGCAAGUUGACAGCACGAUGGCGCCAGAGAAUCAAUAUAUUGUUGGUCGACAAAUACAACCGCUCCAGCACAUGCCACGCCUCCCUGCCCCGCCCCCCCAACCUGAGUACCUUCCUUCCACCAUCAAUGUUACCAUGCCUACUGAUUAUGACAACCAAUACAUCACAAACACUGUUGAUGAUGUCACAAGCAACGUGACAACCGAUAUAUUGUCUGAGUUCGAGAAUGCAGUUGGAACCGAAAUUCAUGGAAACACGAACGAAAACUAUCGAGUGAUGAACAGCCAGUUGCCCCACCACCCCGCACAGCCACACAACACGCGUCAACUACCAAUGACUUACCAACGCGGACGGAAACAACUUUUACUGCAAGCCAUGAAUGAGGAGCGACAUAGAGAUAAUAUGAACAGACAAACAAGGAACUACCAUAACCAAUUGAUGAACCCACGUGAUAUUCAAACCGACCAAUCACACAGCAGUAUGAGCAUUCAAGUUGAUGACAUCACAAUGGACAUUAACAGAACAAACACAACCAAUUAUUUACACAACAAUCACCUUGAAAAUCAGCAUUCCACAACUUUAACGCAGCUCUCUACUCCCACCGAUGGCUGGAUUUGUCCUUCUUACGUCAUUAUACCCUCAGAUAAACAAAAACCAGAAACAUUAGAACACUAGCUGGUGCUAUUCUAUAUAGAGAAAUUUAAAUGAAUGAGAAUUUUUUAUCCGUUCGGUUACAAUAACAAAAAUCUUCCAAAAGCGAUAAACAGCAACAGUAUAUAUAUAUGGGACCUUUACGUUUAUGCCUCUUGUUCUUAUAUAAGGGCAGACUUGAUUCAGAUACCAAACCAAAGAAAUUUGUUGCAAACUUGGUUUAAAGUGUCUCGCAACUAUCAGAAUGAUGUUCCAGUAAACUUAAGUAUUUAUCGUGAUUCUGGAACAGCCUUAGAUGAGAUCCGUACUUAAAAGCCCAAUCCUAUUUAACUUGAUUCUAAUGUUUUACCCUUGUAAUGCUAUGCAUAUUGUGUGCGUUUGUGCUUAACUAAGCAAUACUUGCUGCUUCUAUAUAUAUUUAUACAAUGUUUAAACGUGUUUUGACUACAGAACUUUAUUUAUUGUUUUGUCAUUGACUCAUUAUUGCGUAACAAUCACAUCCGUGAUGUCACAUUUGAUAAAACAGUUCUAGAAUGAAA
This is a messenger RNA of Ciona intestinalis (vase tunicate), 2924 nucleotides long. NCBI's taxonomy places the organism in Eukaryota, Metazoa, Chordata, Ascidiacea, Phlebobranchia, Cionidae. The record is from RefSeq and is a predicted model, not a curated record.